CGACAUUGCGAAAAAGCCAAGUAUGGGCAUCUCGGCUUUGCCUGGCCAAGGACGUGCCCUCUCCUGCUGCCUCUUCAUGCAGGCCCUUGUGCAUAACCAGCAGCUGCUGUGGAACCCCAGUGCCAUGUCAUCUGUGAGCUCUUCGUCCACCUUCCGCUCUGAACACAUCAGCACCUUUACGCCAAGCAAGCCUCACUUUGAGCCCCUGCUGGAACCUCCCCAUGGGAUCUUUGGUGCUGGGAGAACUCGGGAGCCCUAUGGGUAUUCAGGCUCCCCUCCGUCAGUCCAUUCCUCAGCGCUGGGCAACAGCAAUGUGGUGGCCAGCGGGAACAAAUACCAGGUCAUAACGGACCUCAGCCAGUUUGAACCUCAAGAUAUCGUGGUGACUUCCUACAACUAUUGCAUUGUCAUCCAAGCAGAGAAGAUGGCAGAAGAUGGCAUUGUCUCCAACACCUUCACCCACAAGUGCCAGCUGCCAACAGACAUGGAUCCUCUGUCUAUCAGUUGCUCCCUGAAUGAUGCUGGCAUGUUGAUCAUCACGGCUAGGAGGCAACAGCUGUCUCCAUCAUCACCUCUGUAUCGUACGGAGGUGAAGCUCUAAUCCUAAACCUCUCCCCCAAGGCAGAACAGCAGCUCACCCCCAAAGCCCCCCCAGAUAUGAUUCUUUUGAUUUGUGGGCACCCCUUCUACCAUGCCGUGCCAUACUGUAGCACCACACAUAGGCAGUGGCAUGCAUUCCUUCCCCUUAGAUUCCCCUUCCAAUUGGUAGAAGGGAAAACCCUACAUGGGAAAAAUGAUCCACCAGGUAGCUACAAAACAGCGGAGAUCCUCCAUCAUUGGGACAUGCAAAGCAACAGCUUCUGAGAAAAAAACAGUCCUGAGGUCUGGAAGCUCCAGGCUUGGGGGCAUUUGAAACUUGGCAGCAUCUUACAGUAAAGCUACAGAGCUGAGGUGCAGAAGUUGGAUGACGACUAGGUUACAGUAAAGAGAACUCUCUGUGGUCACCUGGAGGCAUCUGAGUUAUAGGCUAGCCUUACUGGUCAGUCUAGAGCAGCGUUUCUCAACCUUGUCAACUUUAAGCCAUGGGGACUCCAACUCCCAGAAUUCCCCAGCCAGCUGUUGGAGUCCCCAUGGCUUAAAGUUGACAAGGUUGAGAAACGCUGCUCUAGAGAAAGACGGUGAUACGGGGUGUAGUUGGCUACAGACCUCCAUUAAUCAGAAGGCAAGGUGUGAAUGUGCUCCCUUCCGCCCUCCAUCCAUCUCCAAGGGUUUUCUAGCCCCUUUGCCUUUCAUUUCUUGGCAGGCAGACACAUUUCCAGACACGGCACUGGGCAAACCCCCUUCUAUUAUUAUUUUCUAAGAAACUUCCAAGCACAGGCAGGCCAGGCCAGAACAGAAAUAAAGAUGGU
Molecule: messenger RNA, 1409 nt
Organism: Candoia aspera
Lineage: Eukaryota; Metazoa; Chordata; Lepidosauria; Squamata; Candoiidae
Product: heat shock protein beta-7-like
Exons: 3
Coding region: 23-601 (192 amino acids)
Cellular component (GO): nucleus; cytoplasm
Source: RefSeq, a predicted model, not a curated record